UGCCAACGUGACGGCGAUGAAAGUCCAAGAUUGGUCACGAGUUUUGUAUUCUUUUGUUAGAAAAAUACAACGGUGGGUGUGACGCAUCGGCGAAGGGGGCCCCGGUUUGAGGGUCUCGUAUUUUGGCGAAAUUACACUCAUUUUAAUGAUAUUGAGGUGUUUGUUUGUGUGGAAGUGCCAACAUGACGGCGAGAAAAUUUCAAGGACUGAUUCAUGAUUUUUUACGGACUUUGUUAGAAAAAUACAAAGAGGGGUUUUUCGUGCUUGUAUCAAGAGAAUAUGUGCAAGGAAAUCGUGUCGGGGCAUAAUCACCGGUUAUUUUAUUUAAUUAAAUGUGUGUCUGUCAAUUGUCAAAAUCGUACCGAUUUGACACUUCUAGGUUAUGUAGUUCGAAAAAAAUAUUUUAUUUUAUUUUUACUAAAAACACGGUAAUUGCGUCGUUUUUGUUACAUUUCGAAUGGGGUUAUCAUGUGUGGGGUACCGGGACUGGCUAAAAGCAAUAAUACGUUCGUAAGUGCCAAUACAAACAAAUCUUGAAUUUCCCAAAGCGAUGACUAUGGAAAGCAAUUCUCACAAAUUCAAACAGAAAAAGUCACUCUCCCGGUACCUCCUCCCCAAUAAAGUCCCAAACAAGGUCGGUGUUGCAGUGAAUCGUAGUCAGAGUGCCCGGGAGCCCCGCGGGGAGCAUGACGAGGCCCCCCCGAAACGGUCAAUGACAAUUUCGAAGCGCCCUUUGAGUCUCAACGUCGCCAACAUGAGUCCCACCAAAGGCAACUCGAAUUUCCUGCAAAUCAACUCGCCUCUGGAACGGGGCACAAGUGUCUCGGAGAAUAACGUAGCUGAAGUGAGUCUCACUGAGGAGAAUGUUUUAAUGGAGAAAAGCAUCUCGCAUGAAAGUGUGAUGAAAGAAGCACAGGUCUUGUACUUGAUCCCCACGAUGCAAGCGCGUCAACGGAAUUUCCUACAAGGGAAAAUCGGGGCGAAUUCUCUCCUAGGCCCCCGGGAGUUGGACCGAGUGUUCCCCACUCGACAAGUGACAAUCUUCGUCGGGACGUGGAACAUGAAUGGGCAUACGCCCCCCAAGGAAUUGAACGAUUUUGUGCUUCCGAUUGGUAUUAAACACGUACCUGAUAUUUUAGUCUUCGGAACUCAGGAGUCCUGUUCCGAGCGAUUCGAAUGGGAGGUGUGUCUCCAAGAGACACUGGGGCCCUCACAUAUCUUAUAUCAUUCCAUUUCGUUAGGUACUCUCCACUUGGCGGUGUUCGUCCGUCGUGACCUCAUUUGGUACAUAUCGAUCCCCGAAGACGCCUCACUCUCCGUACGACCGGGAACGGCGUUCCGCACCAAGGGGGCGGUCGCUUGUUCGUUCCUCCUCUUUGGCACCUCCUUCCUCUUUGUCACCGCCCAUUUGACCGCCCACCAGGAAAAAGUCAAAGAACGUGUCUCCGAUGUGCGAAAAAUCGUCAAUUCACUCGACCUCCCCAAAGUCCUGCCCUGCAAAAACAAAAGCAAAGACGUUACCCAAAACUUCGAUUACGUUUUCUGGUCCGGUGAUUUGAAUUUCCGGUUGGCAACCCCCCGGAGUAAAGUCCUGGAGUGGUUGUCUAAGACAAGUUUCCCCCUACCGGAGCAUCUACCCCACGGGUAUUUACAUCACGAUCAAUUGUGUUCCGUAUUGGCUGAUGGGGCGGCGUUUAAGGGAUUUACCGAAGCUAAGAUUACUUUCCCCCCGACUUACAAAUACGACCCUGGGACACAAAAUUUUGACACUUCUUCUAAACAAAGAACGCCGGCUUAUACCGAUAGGAUUUUGUUUAAGCAUAGGGCGGGGCGUAGGUUUAGUGGACAGAUGGAGACUCCGCCUCUUCAAUGUUUGGUUUACGAUUCGGUUUCUUCCAUUACGACGUCGGACCAUAAACCGGUUUGGGGCGUGUUUAAGGCACAUUUAAGGCCGGGCUUGGAUACGAUACCAUUAGCGGCCGGGUUGUUUCAUAGAGAUGUUUAUUUGGAAGGUUUGAAACGUCGAGCGACUUUAAAUGAUUCCAAAGGGGCGACAGCUGUGUGUUGUAUACAAUAAAUGACCUAGUCAAGUGUCACACAUGCCUUCUACUAAGUGUACCUAUAUACUAUUCUAGUCAGCAAUAAUAGCACAAAGGGUUUUUGGUUAUGUUUCUAGUCAUUAUUUAUUUAUUGUUAAAAUAGAGUAGAGUCUAUGUACCCUUGAUGUUACAGGGUGACCAAAUAUUUUCCAAACUGCGCCUUUCUAAACUCAGUGAUAUUCUUAUAUCAGACUAAAUUCUCGAAAGUAUUUUUUCAUUCCGUCUCCGGGUCACUCCAUUGUGACUCUUGUUACUAUUUGUUGGAAAACCUAAUAAAUCUAUUCAUUGA
Tribolium madens (black flour beetle) is the source of this 2388-nucleotide messenger RNA. Its product is annotated as inositol polyphosphate 5-phosphatase E. Gene Ontology annotation, biological process: phosphatidylinositol dephosphorylation. The record is from RefSeq and is a predicted model, not a curated record. Gene Ontology annotation, molecular function: phosphatase activity. Bases 551 to 2077 code for a protein of 508 amino acids. NCBI's taxonomy places the organism in Eukaryota, Metazoa, Arthropoda, Insecta, Coleoptera, Tenebrionidae. The transcript is spliced from 8 exons.